CGCUUUUUCGGAGAUGUGUUUAAACAAAAAAACAAUAUUUUCCUCUUGUUUUCUGCUUUGGAAUUUCCGACUGCCGUAUGGUUGUUAAGCGUGUAGUUGUACACGACAAAAUCAAAAUAAACCGUGCAACCUUUAAGGUUAAAAUUACCUAAUUGAAUUGUCGUUCACAUUGAACGUUACGCGUUGAGCACGGUUAGUGACUCGGCGCAAGAGGGCGCUGUUUCCUAUAGCGCCAAACUGAAACUUUAUUGGGUUUUUGGGUGUUGGCAGGCUACUGCUUGUGAAAGACAACCAGUUCUGCGAUGAGUAAGAUACUGCUUAGAGACUGAUGAACGGUGUCUAUAGUUCCAACAAGCCCCAGCAGAUGAGGCACGUGACGGCACAGCCCCUGUCCGAGCAAGGCUGGGGACGCUGCCAGGCAGGGUUCCAUGGCGUUGAUAUUGGAGUGGAGGAGACGACGGGAAGAAGCAACCAGAAGAGAAAACGGUCCAAGACAAUGGGUCUGGAGUCAUCAGCUGACAAUGAACAAUGUUCUCUAGACAUUGACUGGAGCUCCAGCAGUGACAGUCCCUCAGAUACAGAGCCCCUCCUGCAUCAGAAAACACCCCAAAACGCCCCCAGGAAAUCCCUCAAAAGGAAGAAAAGCUGUGGGGAGUCAAGACGUAGGAUCAACCGGUGGUCUGUGAAGGGCAAAGCCUCUUUUGAGGGUGAUGAUGUUGACAUCACUGAUGAGGAGGACAAACAUGAAAUAGCAGUUGAAGGAAGCUGGGUGAUGAUGCCUUCUUCAGCAGCUAAGAAGCUUGAGUCCUCCCCAGAAGACAAGAAGACACAGCUGGACAUUUCUGACUACGAUUCCCCAUCAGAGGAUCAAGUCACCACCACGUCAAGCUCUCAGCAGGCCUCCAGUUCCCUGCACAUCUCGGACCAGUCCCCUACCCCUCAGCCGUCCCCCGAUGCAAGCCCAUCUAAGGAGAGCCCUCGGACUGGCACCGAGCUGCUGAAGAAACUCAAACUCCCUGCAAAGACUCCUGACAAGAAAGAUGAUGCAAGGGGGCCGGGUGGGGGUGGCGACUCGGCCAAGAAGAAAAGAAGGUUUAUUAGGGGUGGACUGGCAGAGGGAUUACAGAGAGUCAUCAACAGAGAGAAAUCAUCCACAGCAUUCUGGGGGCAUCGUACUGCGGACACCACAACACCUCAGAGCUUGACGCUGGACUUGCUUGUCCUAUCCGUUGAGGAGGCGAGAGGGUUAUAUGUGACGCGAUGCCAGAUGCGCACUUUGACCUCUGAUGAUGAGGUCACCGAGGAGAUGUUUGUUCUGUUUACUCAAGCCAACGGGAGGCAGCUGAAGCUUGCUGUGGGGUCAAGGGUCAGAGUUCACCCUCCAUGGCAAAAGUUGACUCUACCCAACUACAAGGAGCCUGUGAUUCUCUGCACAUAUUUCUGCCAGUCGCUGGAUGGUUCAGAUGAAUCAAAUGCACCAACUCAGCCUUCAGUUCCAAACAAAACAGCUGGGAUGUCUUCAGACAAGCAACUGAAACCCAUACAACUCUUCAACCCCCUCCAACCACACGCCAAGACUGAAUCUACUCUGCAGUCGGUACUUCCAGAUACUACGGAGGCCCCUUAUGGCCAUGUGUCAGAUUCGUUCCUGGAUAGUAUAGCACAGAGCGGGGGAUAUACGACAGCUGGGAUGUGUGUGAGAGCCAGGAUUCACAGGGUGCACUGUCGUGGGAUUAAUGCUGAACCUAUGUCACUGAACAGGAAGCAAGAAGAAACCAGCAAACCUGCUCAGGAACCAUCAUUAAGGGUAGCUCAGUGGGUCCUCCUAUUGCAAGACAACCAUGGAAUAUUCUGUGAACUUCAUGUGACCCUUGGAAACACUGGAGAGGAGGAGGAAGAAGUUUGGAGGCGGAGCCUGAGAGGAGGGGAGGGGAAGAUGAUGGUGUUUGCAGGACUCAAAGUCAUGAGACGAGUCAAUCGAACAAGGUCUCCGGGUCUAUUCUCUCUGAUUGAUUCCCUUUGGUCACCUUGUGAACAUCCCAUCAGCCAAUCAGAGACGGAAUCUCAGUCUCAAGGACUUGCAUCACCACAGAGCUUCUGCUACAUCCUGGGAGUGCAGACACUCAGGAAGACCCUCAGAGAAGAGGUGCCAGACAGGGUGAGAAUACCCUACCGAGAACCAGUGAUACACACAUUGAGAGAAGUGCAACAGCUGUCUGAAACAUCAACUCAGCGAGUGACUUUCUACGCCAAAGUGAUUCACGGCCAUCCAGAGACAGAUGUUCACAAUGUGAUGCAGUCGCAGCUACAACAGCCAGCCGGCGGCAACUCAGUCUGGCACCUGUUCCUAACGGACCACUCGCUCAAUGCUGAAUCAACAGCAGAGGAGGAAUACGAGUCGGGGAUUGAGACAGGAAUGGCCAGAAGAGGUGAUUCAGCUGGUGCUGGUUGCAGUGGUUGGAGUCAAGGUGCAAGACCUGUUCACGUUCAUGUCCGGGCCUCCUGCUAUCUGAUGGAGUCUGUGGAGGAAAGUUUGGCGAAUCCUGGUAGUCUGGUGCUACUCAAGGAUGUGUGCUUGGACCAGGGUGGUUCUCUGUAUGCUGACGCCUAUACCACAAUACAGAGAGUUGCAAGUGAGAACAACAAGUCAAGCGACUUGGAGAUGAUUGAAACUGUCCACCUGAAAGAUGACAUCAUCAUCAGCAGGCUGUCACAUGCUCCCAUUCCACCAAUCCCAGCCCUGGAUCUUCACAGUGAGGAGAACACUAUGGUUUCUGUGACAGGAGUGGUGACGGGAGUUGAUGAGGCGUCAGCUUACAGCUGGCCAGCAUGCGACACCUGUGGUAAUAACAGACUGGAAGCAGAGACUAGCAGUGGUUCCCAGUUGCAUUGUGGGACGUGUCAAAGGUCAGUGACGUCACCCAUAACUCGGAUGCAUCUGGAGCUGUUUUUCCAUUGUCCUUCGCUGGAUAACGAGGAAGCCGUUGUCAAAGUUCAGUUGCUGCAGUCCAGCAUUGAACAGGUCCUGCCCACACUCAGCAGUCAGGAAGAAGGCUACGACCUGCAGUGCAUCAUGGGAGUCCACAUUGGACCAAUCAGCUGCUUUCUGAAGACCGUUGCUAGGCAACCUGGUGAGCCAGUCACCUUUGACCUUGAGGAAGUGUCCCUCGGGGCCGGGACUUGAUUCAUUGAUGAGAAUCAGGAAGAUUGGUUUGGUUUUAAUGUUAAGAAUCUGUAAUAGAGAUCACUCUUGUUGACUGGGGUUUGUGGCCUAGUGGUUAGGUUUCCUGACUCGUGAUCAGAGGGUCAGGGGUUCGAAUUCUGAUGCUGGCCACCGGCCUAUUUUGUGUCCUUGGGCAAGCCACUUCACCCCAAUUGCUUUUCUACCCCCAGGACCAUAAAUGGGUACCGGCAUUAGCUGGGGAGUAACCUGUGAUGGACUGGCAUCCCAUCCAGGGGGAAUAGAAAUAUUCUCAGUCGUUUCCUGCCAAGGAAACGGGAGAUAAACGCAGGCAUGAUGGGCUUUAUUGGCUCGAGACAGAUUUUACUUUUUUACUUCAGAUGAUCACCGAACAGAAGUUAUGCAGUCUUUAACAAUUUGAAAUAUUAACUGCCCUUUCCUAUACUUGAGUACGAUUUGUUUUUGAAGCCAGACAGUCACUGUUCAAACGUGUUCAACAGAGUUCAGAAGAGGACCCUCCCCCUUUCAAAAAAACACAUUCUACAAUGAAGCAAGCUAUACAAAUUUUACAGUUUUAUUUUCUUUACGAGCACAUAUCAGAGAAAAAUAGAAGACCUUCAAUCCACACAAUUAACCUAAGAAAAACCUCAAAUACUUUGAGGUAUUUCUACCGUUAGUUGAAUAGGGCAUAUAGAGCAAAUUUAAAUGAGGAUGUUGUAUCAAUGACAUUUGGGGUAAAAAUGGAAGUGAAUCAAAUGUUAUUGAUGUAAGUUUACAUGUUGCUACAAUUCUAAAAUUAGUUUUUAAAGAUUGGAGUAAAGUUACUUCAUUGCUUCAAUAAACGCGGUAUUUCUCAAGUCUUAGUGCACAGAAAUAUA
Patiria miniata (bat star) is the source of this 4059-nucleotide messenger RNA. Its product is annotated as DNA repair-scaffolding protein-like. Gene Ontology annotation, cellular component: nuclear chromosome; nucleoplasm. Gene Ontology annotation, biological process: regulation of establishment of protein localization to chromosome; double-strand break repair via homologous recombination. NCBI's taxonomy places the organism in Eukaryota, Metazoa, Echinodermata, Asteroidea, Valvatida, Asterinidae. The coding region runs from base 329 to 3184 and encodes 951 amino acids. The transcript is spliced from 17 exons. The record is from RefSeq and is a predicted model, not a curated record.